This is a messenger RNA of Coccomyxa subellipsoidea C-169, 1359 nucleotides long. RefSeq lists its product as hypothetical. Bases 1 to 1359 code for a protein of 452 amino acids. Lineage: Eukaryota; Viridiplantae; Chlorophyta; Trebouxiophyceae; Coccomyxaceae. The record is from RefSeq and is a predicted model, not a curated record. The transcript has 8 exons.
AUGCAAAAGGAGCUUGCAUCUCGCACAGAUGCAGAUGACAGCGUGCAGAUAGAGCCGCUGCUGGCAGAGUGCCGAAGGCGCUGCAUCGCUGCCGAGGCCGCACUGUACCGGUCGGAGGCCGAGUGCGGCCGGCUGCGGCAGAGGGCCGUCGACGCGCAGACGGCGCUGCAGGAGGGCCGCCACGCCAAGGAGAAGUGCAAGCAGCUGGAUAUGGAGGUAGCAGCGCUACGGCUGGAGCUCGAGGCCGAGAGGGGCAGAGCCGCCGAUCAGGCGGCGCAGCUGCAGAGAGCGCUCGGUGACGCCCGGGAAGCUGUUGCCGCGUUGUGUGCCGCGCAGGCAAUUGCACAGCAAAAAGAGGAAGCUGCAGACAGGUUGGCCGAGAAACUAAUGGAGGCAGAGACAGCAUUGGAGGAGAAGCACAGCGAGCUAGAUCAGGCGCUGGUAGAGGCAGCGGAGGGAACGCGCGAGACAGAAGCACUGUGUGAGGAGCUGAAGAGAAGGUGCGAUGAGCUGGACGCAGAGCGCGCGCAGCGUGCCGCGCUCGCCGAGCACCUGGCAGCUGCAAAAUUAGAAGCUAAGAGGGUAGUUGCACUGCUUGAAGAGGCGAGGGAUGAAGCGGCGGCAGCACAGGACGAAGCUGACAGCGCACAAUUAGCGCUGACAUCAGCGCGCCAGCAGCUGGCUGACUCAUCAGAGGAGCUGGCAUGCAGCGAAGCCAAGAUAGAGGAGCUGGCCGGGGCCCUCAACACAGCAUCGGACCGGCUCAGUAGCACAGCGGCUGAGAGGCAGCAGCUGCAGACGAAGCUGACGUGCAGCCAGGUGCAGCUGGAGGAAGCUACCGCCGAGCUGCAGCAGCUGAGGACAGAAAUGGAGGAAACCGGGAUCCAGCUUGCGGCCAGUCAGGCAGCUGCCGCGCAGCUGCAGUCACGCCUGAUUUCAGCCGAAACAGAGAAUUGCGGCUUCCGGGAGGAGAUUGCCAAGAUCGCGGCCUGCCACCAGCGCGAGCUGCGCUCUCGGGACGAGACAACAUCGCAGCUGAGAAAAUCGCUCAAAACGGCUGAGGCGGCGGCUGACACGGCUGCCGAAGAGGCGCGCGAUGCCGGCUGCCGCGCAGCUGCCUCGGAGACGAGUCUGCUGGAGGCAGUCAGCGGAAGGGAACUCGCGGCUGCUGAGCUGGAGGCCGCGCUGAGCGCGCUGGGAUCAGCCAAGCGCCAGCUGGCGGCCUACAGAGAAGAGAACGCCGCAUUACUCGCGUCCUAUGAUGACUGGCUGGCCGGGCGGACGGGUGGCGGCCACCGGGGUGCGCUGAUGUGGCACGGGGGUGAUGUCAGCGUUGGCGAGGACUGGAGGCCGGAGUGA